This is a messenger RNA of Symbiodinium natans, 1563 nucleotides long. The record is from the annotation of a GenBank genome assembly. Lineage: Eukaryota; Dinophyceae; Suessiales; Symbiodiniaceae.
AUGCGAUGGCUGCCUUGUCUUCUGCUGCUAGCAGUCGGCUCGGCGCACCCCGAGGACAGCACCUGCGAGGUCGAUGACGAGGCGGUUUUCCUGCAGAAAAGCCUCGUGCUGGUCUCCGAGCCUGUGCACCUCCAAGGUGCUGGGAACACCACGCAGGAGCAGCGGACCCUGGUGGCCCUAGUGCAGGCGGUCGCCGAGACCACGGUCCCCCUGCCUGCAUGGCUGUGCUCCGGGGUGCUGCUGGUGGUCUUCGUCAUCCUCCUCCAGGAGGUCCUGGUGGCCCCCGGCCUGGUGCGUCCGGCCUUGGCGCCACCCUCUGGCGCCUUGUCCCAGGCCAUCUUUGUCUGGAUGUGGGUGUGUACGUUUGCGGCCUCUUCCGUUGUGAUGCCCGUGGCCUUUGACUUCGCCAUUGCCGUGGGCCACGGGGCCGUGCUCUCGGGCUUCCUACUCUCCGCGGGCGCCUUGGGCAGCGCCCUGGGCUUGCUGGCGGGUGCCAGCUGCGUGUGUGAAGAUGCCUGGGACCAGCCGGCUGCCCGCCGGCUCUGCGUCUGGGCUGGGCUGCUGACCAGCGCGAUUCAACUGCUGGAGGCCUGCGUGGCCCAGUCGGCCUUGUUCCCCGGCGGUGGCCUCUGGCUGCUUCUUGCCCUCCGCCAGGGUGAGGCCUUUUCGGCCGGAUUCGCUCUGGCGCCGGCGCUGGCGAUGCAGCGGCGGAUCGCUGGCGAGACGGGCUCGACGAUGGUCCAGUUCUCGCGAAGCCUGGGAUCCGCCGCAGGCCCUGUGCUGCUGCUGCUGGGGGUCUCUUCGGGUCUCCCCUCGGGUCUCCCACAGGCUUUCGCCCUGGCAGCGCUGGUCUCCUUAGCGAGUGCGGCCCUGUGCAGCCUGGUGCUUCCUCAGACACUGCCGGUGCCGGCGGCGGCUGCACCAGUGAAGGAGUUGGAGAUGGAUGCAGGUGCCCGCAAGCAGCUGGUGUCGUGGAUCUCGUGCUUCUUCAUGGUGCGGCCCUUCGUCACGGCUGGUGCGGAGGCGGCGACCAUGCUGAUUCUGGAGGUUGGCUAUGGCUGGUCUGCUGUGACCAGCGGCCUCAGCAUCUCCCUAGCUUCUCUUGCUUCCCUCCUCUUCGCGCCCCUGGGAGCGGACUCUCCGACCCGCGAGAGCAUGGUCUUCAUGACCUGCGCCGCCCUGUCCUUGCUUGGCUGUGCCUUGGUCUUCGACCUCAAGGCCCUGGGAGUCGGCGGCUUGCUGGUGGGAGACAUCCUGCUGCAGAGCACCGCGGUCCCGGCCAGCGCCAUUGCGGAGCGUUGGGCAAAGCGCGCUGCGGCGCCGAACAGCACCUGGAGCCCUUCGUCCUUCCACCUGGCCGCGCUCGGCUCCUCGUCGCUGAGCCGCUUCCUGGCACCACCCCUGGUGAGGGCCUUGCUUGUCCAAGGAGGCCGCAACCCGUAUGGCUUGCUGCAGCUGGUGCUGUUGACGGCCGCCGGCUACAUUGCAGUGCGAAGCUGCAGCCUGUUUUGGGGGAUGAAGGCGGCGAGCCCCAAAAGGGAGCCGAAGAUGCCUGCCCAGUGA